UCAGCUUGUUUAUGCAUCAAGUAUGUGGAAGUCAUGAAAGUAAACUGAGUGGUGUUCGAGGUUCAGAGCUGCUAAACACUGUUCGCUAUUAACAUUCAGAUAAUCAAUAUACAGUAUUUACUCUCAUGUCAUCAGCUUGCACUGGUGAGGGUCUGUUAAUGAUUAGAAUUUAUUCGGACUGUGGAUGAAAAAUAAAUAGGGUAGAGGCUUUUGGCUAUACAAGCAAGCCGCUAGACGAGUUUGGGGAAGAUCGCUAUAUUUGGAACAAGUGCCAUGGCUCGAAGUGUCCUGUGUUUGUGGUGUUGUUUUUCCUUGGUGUUCAUGUACACCAGUGUACACGGAAGUCCAGAACAACAUUCCGACUCUGAUGACCAUGAAAACCGCGUGAAAGCACUGAGCGACGUGAACAACGAUUUUGCUUUCCGCCUGUACAAAAGCAUUGUGUCUGGUGCUCAGUCCCAGAACGUGUUCUUCUCUCCACUGAGUGUGUCCACGGCACUGGCUGCACUGUCUUUAGGAGCAGGUGGAGAGACUCAUGAACAGCUUCUCAGUGGCCUCGGAUUCAACAAUUCUAUCUUCACCAACGAGGAGAUUCACCAAGCCUUCCUCGAUCUCCUCGAAAACCUCGAUCACAGGACAGAGGUAGAUCUGAAUGUGGGCACUGCUGUCUACGUCAACGACACCUUUAAACCUCAUCCGGAAUUUCUAGAGAACGUGAGGCGUUUCUAUCUUUCCGAUGGCUUCUCUGUCGAUUUCACCAAGAGCAAAGAGACCUCUAAUCAGAUGAACAAAUAUGUCAGUGAAAAGACGCACGGCAAAAUUACAAAGUUUAUCAAAGAUCUGGAUUCACGUACCCUCAUGUAUCUGCUCAGCUUUAUAUAUUUUAAGGGGAAAUGGUCCAUCCCGUUUGACCCGAAAGAUACUGUAGAGAUGAAAUUCUAUGUGGAUUCAGAAACGACUGUUCCAGUUCAAAUGAUGCAAAAGACGAAUUAUUUCUACACGUACUUUGAUCCAGAACUCUCUACCACUGUCCUUCGUCUGGAUUACAAUGACUCGUUCUCCAUGAUCGUGGCUCUAUCUGAUGAUCUCUCUGUUCUGCAAGAGGCUUUGCGUCCACACCACAUAGCUGCCUGGAACAGACUACUGCGUAAAAGGAAAUACAUUAUCCGCCUCCCUAAACUGUCCCUAGAAACGUCAUAUUCCCUGAUCAACAUUCUGACUGGAAUUGGAAUGAAGGACAUGUUUACAGAUAAAGCUAACUUCAUUGGGAUUACUGACGAAGAAAUAUCCGUUUCUGAGGUUGUACAUAAAGCCACAUUAGAUGUGGACGAAGUCGGCACCACUGCAACAGCUUUGACUAUAAUACGCUUUACAGCACGUACUGGACCCAGAAUUCUGAACUUUAAUAAGCCAUUUAUGAUCUUUAUCAUUGACCAGAAAACAAAGAACAUCCUGUUUAUGGGGAAAAUUGUCAAUCCAAAAAAAUCUGAGAUAACUGAAUAAUAAUCCAAAUGGUUUUCAAACUAUAAAAUGAGACAUGGAAGCAUUUUUCUUUCUGUAGCUUUUGUAGAUUUUUACAGUGCUUGUUAUUCCACAUAUGUCUUCAUGCUUGUUCUCCAAACACUUUUUGAGCAUUGAUUUAGCCUGAGUUCAGUUCAAACUGCCUUUAGGAGAGCUUUCAGCAAGAGUGAAGCCAUCUAUUUUUGUUCUUGAUAAAAGAUAUAAUAUUUCACAUGUAUUUUAGUUUCAAUUUUGAGCAUUUCCCAUUGAAAUGUCAGCUAGAAAUCCACCUGCCACUGGUGAUGUCACUGUGCACUUCACAGCCAUCCAUGUUGUGUGUGGUGAUAAAGUAGAAGUAUACAUGGAUCAAAAGCAGGACAUGCUAUUCUUUAAUAAAUAAAAAUCGUUCAUCGCUGCCUCA
This is a messenger RNA of Ictalurus punctatus (channel catfish), 1921 nucleotides long. RefSeq names its product serine protease inhibitor 2.1. Gene Ontology annotation, molecular function: serine-type endopeptidase inhibitor activity. The transcript is spliced from 5 exons. Gene Ontology annotation, biological process: negative regulation of endopeptidase activity. The record is from RefSeq and is a predicted model, not a curated record. NCBI's taxonomy places the organism in Eukaryota, Metazoa, Chordata, Actinopteri, Siluriformes, Ictaluridae. The coding region runs from base 274 to 1503 and encodes 409 amino acids.